Molecule: messenger RNA, 879 nt
Organism: Paramecium sonneborni
Lineage: Eukaryota; Ciliophora; Oligohymenophorea; Peniculida; Parameciidae
Source: the annotation of a GenBank genome assembly
AUGCAAACAUUUCUCUUGUAUUCAAUAAUGACUGAAAAUGCCUAAGAAUAUAAACUUGAUAAAAUUGUCUAUAAUUAUAAAGAAUCGUUACAACUUUAAAAUUAGUUUAAAGAUAAUGUUGUUGUUGCAGUCUCUGGAUUGUAUGGAAGCUAGAUUGGGAUAGAACAAGAAUUACAUAAUUAAACUUACUUAAAGCUAGACCUUUCGUAAUUUUUACAAAUUUCAGAAAAAGGCCAUUUAAUUGGGUAAAGUUUCAAAACACAAUUACAUUUUGUUUAAUGGUUUCUUAGAAAUUUUUUGAAAGUAUACCAAUAAAUGAAAAAUCUAUUGAAUUAACAUUAUUUAGAAUCCUGUAAGAUUUAACUGACAGUAUAAAAAUUUGUCUUGACAAUUCCAUUUUUAGUAAUUGGUAUGGAGGAGAUGAGAUUCCUUUUAGUCCAGCAAUAGUCUAACGUUAAUAAUAUAACUAUGUUGAAUAAGGAGAUCAAGAAUAUACUUGUCGCCUUAUCAAUCAUUUUAACGAGGAUAUUCAAAAAUAAGAAAUUAUACUAAGUUAAAAUUUAUCUCCUUUUUUUACACUCGUUCAAAGAUUGUAAUUCGAUGAUUAAGAAUUAGAUAAUAUUUUAUUUACUUUUAUAAAUAGUUUACUUAAUUAAAUUGUUUAAAAUGAAUACUUUUAUUAAUCAUAAAAUUAGCUAAUUUAAAAGUAAUAUCAAUCAAAAGAACUAUGAGAUCAUUUAAAAUAAACUGCUGAAAAAUUAUAAGGAAUAGUCAAAGAUGAAAGAAAAAACCUCUCAAAUAGUUUACAGCAAUAGAAUUAAUCCUUCUUUUUAAUUUUAUUCCAAAUCAAUACGAAACCUAAUUUGGAAGAAANACUGA